AUGGAAGAAGCUGUUGUUGCUGCUAUUGAUGAUAGCAUUCCAUUUGAGGUCGAGACAGAUGCAUCCGAUGUAGCGUUAGCAGCCACUCUUAAGCAGAACGGAAGACCUGUUGCUUUCUUCUCGCGAACCCUGCAGAGCAGUGAGAUCAAAUAUGCAUCAGUAGAAAAGGAAGCACAAGCUAUUAUUGAAGCU
This is a messenger RNA of Paramuricea clavata, 192 nucleotides long. NCBI's taxonomy places the organism in Eukaryota, Metazoa, Cnidaria, Anthozoa, Malacalcyonacea, Plexauridae. The record is from the annotation of a GenBank genome assembly.